Oxyura jamaicensis (ruddy duck) is the source of this 2260-nucleotide messenger RNA. It is a transcript of the gene FASTKD2, whose product is annotated as FAST kinase domains 2. The coding region runs from base 204 to 2222 and encodes 672 amino acids. The transcript is spliced from 12 exons. Gene Ontology annotation, biological process: regulation of mitochondrial mRNA stability; mitochondrial RNA processing. Gene Ontology annotation, cellular component: mitochondrial matrix; ribonucleoprotein granule. Gene Ontology annotation, molecular function: RNA binding. Lineage: Eukaryota; Metazoa; Chordata; Aves; Anseriformes; Anatidae. The record is from RefSeq and is a predicted model, not a curated record.
GCACGCGCCGCCUCAGCCGUUUGGCCCUCGGCGCGCGCCGUCCCCUCUCGCGAGGCUGGCGGAGGGCAGCCGGGCGGCAUGGCGGCGCCGCGCGCCGGGUAACGGCCGCCCGCGUGCCUGGGGCCGGUUUCCGCAGGAGGAAUUCCGUCGGGUCCCCUGGCUUGAGUUGUGGCGUCAAAUCCGCUCAUGAGACGCUGGCCAAAAUGAAUAACAAGAUAAGUAACUUGUUGAACACGGUCAGGUGCUUGCGUAGGUGCGGUCCUGUACUCACUCCCAAGUAUUCAGCCACCACAAGAAAACACGUUUCAUGGGUCGGCGGGCACAAGGAUCCCCCGGAAAAUGUGAACUUCAGAAAAUCUUUUCUAAAUAUUUUUCCCUCUCCACAUGGAUCAUCUCUUCGGUUUCUAUCUCAAAAGGCAGAUGUUUUUAGCACAGGUGAUGAAAUACAACCAGAGAAGAGUACAGAGGCUCUGGGGAGCGAGCAGGCUCCCCAGAUCUCCUUGGAAUUGAAAAACUUGGAAGAUGAUUCUGGGGGCUUCAAGGCGAAGCCUGUUCUGGAUCAUAACGAACAUUUCUUUAGUAGUCUCCGGAAAUGCACCUGUCCUAGCGAUGUGCUGGAUCUGGCUUCAGAGUCUGCUGUUUCCGUUAAGCACUUCACAAACUGUUUAACUACAGUAUGGAGACUCCUCAAGAGCCUGUCUGAAGACCAGCAGCGUUACGAGAAGCAGCUGAUCUUUGAGCACCCAGCCUUUGUCAAGCUUUGUCAGCACCUGCUGCGAGACUCCAGAAGGAUGACGCGGGCUGACCUGGUGUUCAGUCUGCAUGCUGUGGUGAACCUCGGUGUUCCUCAGAACACUCUCCUAGUCCAGACUUUGUUGAGGGUUUGCCAGGAAAAGCUCAAUCAACUUGAUAACCGGUGUAUCUCGGUUUUGGCAACUACUCUAGCAGGACUGGAUAAAGACAAGAAUGUGAGCGCUCUUCAAGCUGGAUUACAAUUACUAGCAGAGCAGCGAAUCCCAAGUAUCAGAGACAUCUUUAUACUGCAAAACCUGAUGAAAUGCAUGGGAAAAGAUGCUCCAGUCUUCCUGAAAAAGAAAUUAGAGAUGGCAGUUUUGAAAGAGAUUGACCACCUGACUUACCUAAAUGCUCGGCGUGUGUUUUUCGGUCUUGUUGCAAUGAAUUAUUGUUCCAUUCCAAUCCUGAAUGCCUGCAGUAAAAAGAUCCAGGAGAAUAUUCACGAUGCUCGCUUUUGGCAUUUAAUUCUUAUUCUAGAAGCUUGUCACAAUCUCCAGUACCGUAAUGUAAAACUGUUUUCAACAAUAGCAGACUAUGUUAAUUCCAUUGUCUGCAUUUUGGACAAAAAACAGAUUAUCCUUUUUCUGUCUGCCUUUGAGAUACUUGGCUUUCAGCCCAGUGAACUGAUGGGUGUUUUUGCUGAGAAGGUGACAGCAGACUCUGAAUUCCUGGACUUGAAAAGCCUCUUGAUUGUUCUCAGAGUGUAUUCACGACUCAACUACCUUCCCAAAGGCCAACAUUAUUUGUUUUUUGAGACUCUUCAGAGCUGCUUGAAUAAGUACCUUCCCCAGAUUUCUGACACAGAACUGCUGAAGGCAGUGUAUUCACUUUGCAUCUUAGGAUACCUUCCUCAUCGCGCACUUGAUCAGCUGCUACAAAAGGAGAGCUAUGAAGGACUUCUACCAUCAGGUGAUCUUUACAAAGAAAAAAAGGAAAUGAUGCUUCGCUGUGUGAGGACAUGUAUGGAACUUGAUAGCCCUUCCUUCACGAAGCCUGCAUUUGUGCCAACUGAGAAUUUCUCCUCAUUAGUAUCUCUCAAUCUCAGAAAGGCUCGGGAGGCACUGCUGGAACUUCUGGGAGAUGAGAAUAUGUUUCGGCAAAAUGUACAGCUGCCAUAUAAAUAUCAUAUUGAUUUUGAAAUCAGGAUGGAUUCAGACAGAAAGAAAGUGCUCCCAGUAACUGCAACAGAUAAUCAUCCUGACACAAGUGUUCAAAGAUUGGCGUUUCUCUUUGUUCCUGUGUCUGCAUUUUGUUUGGGUACAACACAUCCCCAAGGGAAGCUUGCAAUGAAGAAGCGGCAUCUAAAUAAAUUGGGCUAUCAUGUGAUUCUGGUCCUGAACAAGAAGUUUCAGGAAAUGACAAAUGAAGAUGCAGUUGAGUUUUUAAAAGGAAAAAUCUAUUCUGAAAAUGCUUCCCCUAUUUUCUAAAGUGAAGGUGCCUGAUAAUAAUUAAAGUAAACCAACAA